AUGGCUGAGAACUGUUCUUCACAGAGGAACUCGGGUAAUUCAAACAUUAAUCGUAAGAAUAACAACGUUCGGUACCAACACAAUCCAUCGACUUCAAUGCUUGAAGCGCCUUAUCUGCCGCCUGAAACUCUUCACGAAAUUUUCAAUUACGUCGGCAGCCAUGAUGCAAGGAAGCUACAUUCAUGCAUUCUUGUCAACAAGUCUUGGUGUGCGAGUGCUGUUCCGAUAAUGUGGAAGAGACCAUUUGAGAUAGCCUCAGUGAUGAGUUCCGCGAAACUAAUUGCAACAUAUUUCAUGUUCUUCUCUCAGAAAACUAGAGACUAUCUUAAGAAUUCUCACAACAUCGAUAUAUCGUUGGACUCAUCGCACCGACAACCAUUCAUAGAUUAUGUGUUACUCUUAAGACACAUCGACUUUAGAAAGAUUUAUCGGGCGGUACGCAUCUGGAUCCGGCAUAAGUCAUUGCAUGAACCUUUUGAUCUGGAAGUGAAGAACAAACAGAUUGAACAAGCGAAUUGUCUAAUAAAAGAACUUGGGAAGCUGUUUACCAACGGAUCAGCCCGAGUUGAUAUUCUCUCGCUCGACAUUAGAAAUUUCGAGCACGAUGCAGAUAGUAACAGAAUCGAAUUCAUGUCUUGGCCCUGCUCUUCGGAACAAUAUAAUUCUUUAUGCGAUCUUCGAGAGUUCGUAUGUGGCGGCAAAUUCUCCAAGAAUAAAAUUAUAUCCAAAUUAACAGGACUUUGCAGGGACCUCGAGUCAAUUUCUCUUGAAGAUUCUGCUGACACCACGCCGAAAUUUUUGGCAGAUUUUAUUUGGAAUCAGCGAAGGUUACAAAAAUUCACACUAUCUAAUUGGAAAGGUGAAUGGGACUUAACGUGUAUUGCCACGCAGGCAAAAACUCUUCGACACAUCGAGUUUAUCAGAUGCAAAUUUCCUAAAUCCGAAAAAAGCAAACAUUACUUUGAUAGACUGGCUCAGUGUUAUAACUUGGAAACCAUGAAAUUUGAACAAUGCAAAAAUCUUGGAACAAAAUUAAUGAGACCUUUGGCACAAAUAGAAUUUAAAAAUCUGCACACAUUACACAUCGACAACGAUCCAGGCCCAGAUCCACCAACCACCGAGAUACAGUCUAUAAUAGUGAAUUCCAAAGAUUCGCUAAAGGAAAUUAUCCUUAAUGUGAAACUUUCAUUGUACACUGAUGUAUUGGACACCAUAUCAGCCAACUGUCCAAAACUUUCGAAAUUGAGCGUCGUCAUAGAAAGCGACCGUGAAAUGCGACAGUUGAUCAUGUUGGUCAAUCAUUGUACCCAGAUAUUGGAGUUAAUAAUUCCAAGAAAAUGGAUUUUGAUAGAAAUGAAGAAGCCGCUGCUAGAACUGGGAGCAGUAAUACCACCAAGUUUGAAAAAAUUGGAACUGUGUGGUAUCAGAUUCGAACUUACCACAUGGGACGAAUUUUUAAAUCUUUGUCCUGGAUCCAUAAACUCUUUUGUGUUCAAUUGUUUCAGGCAGAAAACGUAUAUAUCAUCUGUGGAGAAGUACGCAAACAGGCAUAAUAAGGUUGUGAAGUCCGAGAAUAUUGUGGAAAUGUAUUGGCUACCCGAACAUGUUUCCAUGGAACUAGAAUAG
Acaulospora morrowiae is the source of this 1626-nucleotide messenger RNA. NCBI's taxonomy places the organism in Eukaryota, Fungi, Glomeromycota, Glomeromycetes, Diversisporales, Acaulosporaceae. The record is from the annotation of a GenBank genome assembly.